Owenia fusiformis is the source of this 1656-nucleotide messenger RNA. The record is from the annotation of a GenBank genome assembly. NCBI's taxonomy places the organism in Eukaryota, Metazoa, Annelida, Polychaeta, Sabellida, Oweniidae.
AUUUAUAACAAUGUACUCCACAAAUGAUUAUUUAUUUUAUUUCCCUACGUACAUAUGCUGGACUUACACUGCACAACAAUAAAAAAUAUCAGAAUAGAACAAUGUUGACAACUGAAAAAAGGUGAGUGUACAUUGAAAGGCAAACAUUUGCAGGAUGGAAAUCUUGAUAAAAGUAACUGUGCUGAUGUUUUUGAUUCAUAUUGCUGAAGCUGGGCAGAAGAAAAACAAGCAGGUACUAGGACCAGAGCUAUGUAAAGAAGAAUUAUCUGCAGCAAUAAACAAAUUUGGGAUUGAUAUGUAUAUGGAGUUAUCUGCAAGCCAUCCAGGUGAAAAUGUCUUCUUCAGUCCAAUUAGCAUUACAACUGCUUUGUCUAUGUUGAUGCUUGGAGCCAAAGGGGAGACAAAAUCUCAAAUGGAGGAGGUGCUCUAUACAACUGAGCUUCAAAGAUGUCUUCAUGAAACAUACAAUUUUUGGGAAAAAAAUCUUUACGGAGGCGAAGACGGACCAGUUCUUGAAUCAGCUAACAAGCUAUAUACUGAUCAGACUUUAGAUGCAAAUAGACGUUUUGUAAAAGAUAUAGCAAAAUAUUAUGAUGCCAGUGUCCAGAAACUUGAUUUCAAAGAUCAUUCAGAUGCAAGCCGCAAUACUAUAAAUGAUUGGGUCUCAGAUCAGACCAGUCAAAUGAUACAAAAUGUGCUAGAGAAAGGUUCAAUUGACCAAAAUACAGUCAUGGUGCUAAUUAAUGCUAUUUACUUCAAAGGCAACUGGCUCAACCAGUUUGACAUAUCAGAUACAUCUGUCGAGAGUUUCACAACUGAAACUGGUAAAGUAGUCAAUGUGAACAUGAUGUAUCAAGAAGAUCUGUUUAACCAUUACUAUGACAAUGACCUCAAAGCACAGUUCCUGGAAUUACCAUAUGAAGUAGGAACAAAGAACAGUGUGGACAUUCGCAUGGUUAUCAUUCUUCCAGAAGGAAAAGAUGGCAUCCUUGAACUUCAAGAGAAACUAACAGCUGAAAUGCUUUCAAAAGCUUUGGAUGAGCUCCAGUAUUGGCCAACACCUACAUAUUUACAUGUACCAAGAUUUGAAUUCAAGGAAAAGUAUCAGCUUCAUUCCAUUCUGGAAGAUAUGGGAAUGGACGAGUUGUUCUCUGCAAGUGUUAAUCUGGAUGGUUUCAGUACUGAUCCCAGGGUGGAUGUGUCUACUGUUGUACAUGAGGCAGCAGUGGUUAUCAAUGAAAAUGGUACUGAAGCUUCUGCAGUGACAGUCAUAGGAGGAGGGAGAUCGGGUUAUAUUCCUGAUCCUGCAACUGUCAAAUGUGACAGACCAUUCCUGUUCCUCAUCCGCGAGGUGAAAGAAGAAAAGGAUGGAUGGGCAAUGAAAACUAUUCCUGGACCAAUUUUAUUCUUUGGAAAAGUUUCUGAACCUAUAGAGGCAAAGGAUGCUAUAUGUAAUGCGGAAGACCUAAACAAUUGCAGAGAUAUGUGCAGGUUGAAUUGCUUUGAAGCAAAUAAGAGACUCACAAACAAAUCAAGGAAGAAGAAUUGCCCAACCUGGGUUGGGUUGUUUGAAAAAUACAGAAAUUGCAAGACUGAUUGCCGCAAAGACAAAUGUGUGCAAAAUUGUUAAAAGAUUAUCAAUAUAUCAGAAUAAAG